AUGGUGAACGCGCUGACGGGCGGGUCGACGCAAGGCGCUCUCCGCGGCAGCAAGCUGCUGCGCAGCGAGGGGCGCGGAUUCGCCGCCAUGGCCCGCGUGGUGGUCGCCGCCGGCAGUGCUGCUGCGGCGCUCAUGCUGCUUGCACCGAGAGUGGCGCAG
Messenger RNA from Closterium sp. Naga37s-1, 159 nucleotides. NCBI's taxonomy places the organism in Eukaryota, Viridiplantae, Streptophyta, Zygnematophyceae, Desmidiales, Closteriaceae. The record is from the annotation of a GenBank genome assembly.